GCAACUCGGUGGUGUGCUACAGGCUGGUCUCGAACCCAGAGCUCUGGCUGAGAGGAUGGGGGUAGACGGGGAAACGGUGGUCCUGAAGAACAUGCUCAUUGGGGUCAACCUGAUCCUUCUGGCCUCCCUGCUCCAGCCCUCCGAGUGUCAGCUGGAGGUCACCACCAAAAGGGUCCAGGGACAGGCAGUGGAGGAGGAAGGAGGUGUUGCCAAUUACAACGCAUCUGGCAAAGAGCGGCCGGUGGUCUUCAACCAUGUGUAUAACAUUAACGUGCCCCUGGACAGCCUCUGCUCCUCUGGGCUGGAGGCCUCGGCUGAGCAGGAGGUGAGUGCCGAAGACGAGGCAUUGACAGAGUACACGGGCCAGACCUCAGACCACGAGAGCCAGGUCACCUUCACUCACAAAAUCAACCUCCCCAAAAAGGCCUGCUCGUGCGCCAGCUCGGCCCGGCUACUGCAGGAGCUGUUAAGCCGGAUCGAGAUGCUGGAAAGGGAGGUGUCGGUGCUGCGAGACCAGUGCAACAGCAACUGCUGCCCGGAAAGCGCGGCCACAGGACAACUGGACUAUAUCCCUCACUGCAGCGGGCACGGCAACUUCAGCCUCCAGUCCUGCGGCUGCAUCUGCAAUGAAGGCUGGAUCGGCAAGAACUGCUCGGAGCCCUACUGCCCCUUGGGCUGCUCCAGCCGGGGCGUGUGUGUGGAUGGCCAGUGCAUCUGCGACAGCGAGUACAGCGGGGGCGACUGCUCGGAGCUCCGGUGCCCGACGGACUGCAGCUCCCGGGGGCUCUGUGUGGACGGGGAGUGUGUCUGCGAAGAGCCCUACACGGGCGAGGACUGCAGCGAGCUGCGGUGCCCCGGGGACUGUUCGGGGAAGGGGAGAUGUGUCAACGGCACCUGCUUCUGCCAGGAGGGCUAUGUGGGUGAGGACUGCGGCCAGCGGCGGUGUCUGAACGCCUGCAGCGGGCGAGGACACUGCCAGGAGGGACUCUGCUUCUGUGAAGAGGGCUACCAGGGCCCUGACUGCUCAGCAGUUGCCCCUCCAGAGGACUUGCGAGUGGCUGGUAUCAGCGACAGGUCCAUUGAGCUGGAAUGGGACGGGCCGAUGGCAGUGACGGAAUAUGUGAUCUCUUACCAGCCGACGGCCCUGGGGGGCCUCCAGCUCCAGCAGCGGGUACCUGGAGAUUGGAGUGGUGUCACCAUCAUGGAGCUGGAGCCAGGUCUCACCUACAACAUCAGCGUCUACGCUGUCAUUAGCAACAUCCUCAGCCUUCCCAUCACUGCCAAGGUGGCCACCCAUCUCUCUACCCCUCGAGGGCUACACUUCAAGACGAUCACAGAGACCACUGUGGAGGUGCAAUGGGAGCCCUUCUCAUUCUCCUUCGACGGAUGGGAGAUCAGCUUCAUUCCAAAGAACAAUGAAGGAGGGGUGAUUGCUCAGCUCCCCAGUGAUGUUACAUCCUUCAAUCAGACAGGACUAAAGCCUGGGGAAGAAUACAUUGUCAAUGUCGUGGCUCUGAAAGAGCAAGCCCGGAGCCCCCCUACCUCGGCCAGCGUCUCUACUGUCAUUGAUGGGCCCACACAGAUCCUGGUUCGAGAUGUCUCAGACACCGUGGCCUUUGUGGAGUGGACCCCACCUCGAGCCAAAGUCGACUUCAUCCUCUUGAAGUAUGGCUUGGUGGGCGGGGAAGGUGGGAAGACCACUUUCCGGCUCCAGCCCCCCUUGAGCCAAUACUCAGUGCAGGCCCUGCGGCCCGGUUCCCGCUACGAGGUGUGGGUCAGUGCCGUCCGUGGGACCAACGAGAGCCAGUCCACAACCACCCAGUUCACAACAGAGAUUGACGCCCCCAAGAACCUGCGGGUUGGCUCCCACACGGCAACCAGCCUUGACCUUGAGUGGGACAACAGCGAAGCAGAGGUCCAGGAGUACAAGGUCGUGUACAGCACCCUGGCGGGUGAGCAGUACCAUGAGAUGCUGGUCCCCAAGAGUAUCGGUCCAACCACCAGAGCCACCCUCACAAAUUUGGUGCCUGGCACCGAGUAUGGAGUUGGAAUAUCCGCUGUCAUGAACUCACAGCAAAGUGUCCCAGCCACCAUGAAUGCCAGGACUGAACUUGACAGUCCCCGAGACCUCAUGGUGACAGCCUCCUCGGAAACCUCCAUCUCCCUCAUCUGGACCAAGGCCAACGGUCCCAUUGACCACUACCGAAUUACCUUUACCCCAUCCUCCGGGAUCGCCUCAGAAGUCACCGUGCCCAAGGACAGGACCUCGUACACACUGACAGAUCUAGAGCCUGGGGCAGAGUACAUAAUUUCAAUCACUGCUGAGAGGGGUCGGCAGCAAAGCUUCGAAUCCACUGUGGAUGCCUUCACAGGCUUCCGCCCCAUCUCCCAUUUGCACUUUUCUCACGUGACCUCCUCCAGCGUAAACAUAACCUGGAGUGACCCAUCCCCUCCAGCAGACAGACUCAUUCUGAACUACAGCCCUCGGGAUGAAGAGGAAGAGAUGACAGAGAUCUCUCUGGAAGCUACCAAGAGGCACACUGUCCUGAUGGGUCUGCAGCCGGCCACUGAGUACAUCGUGAACCUGGUGGCAGUCCAUGGCACAGUGACCUCUGAACCCAUUGUGGGCUCCAUCACCACAGGAAUUGAUCCCCCCAAAGACAUCACAAUUAGCAAUGUGACCAAGGACUCUGUUAUGGUCUCCUGGAGCCCUCCUGUUGCAACUUUUGAUUACUACCGAGUAUCAUAUCGGCCAACACAAGUGGGACGGCUGGACAGCUCAGUGGUACCCAACACAGUGACAGAAUUCGCCAUCACCAAGCUGUAUCCAGCCACUGAAUACGAAAUUAGUCUCAACAGUGUGCGGGGCAGGGAGGAGAGUGAGCGCAUCUGCACCCUCAUUCACACAGCCAUGGACAACCCUGUGGAUCUGAUCGCCACCAACAUCACUCCAACCGAAGCCCUACUGCAGUGGAAGGCACCAGUGGGUGAAGUGGAGAACUACGUCAUUGUUCUCACACACUUUGCAGUUGCUGGAGAGACCAUCCUGGUUGAUGGGGGCAGUGAGGAAUUCCAGCUCGUUGGCCUGCUUCCUAGCACCCACUAUACUGUCAGUAUGUAUGCCACCAGUGGCCCUCUCACCAGUGGUACCAUCAGCACCAACUUCUCUACCCUCCUGGACCCUCCUGCAAACCUGAUGGCCAGCGAAGUCACCAGACAAAGUGCCCUGAUCUCCUGGCAGCCUCCCAGGGCAGAGAUAGAAAACUACAUCUUAACCUACAAAUCCACUGACGGAAGCCGCAAGGAGCUCAUUGUGGAUGCAGAGGACACAUGGAUCCGACUGGAGGGCCUGUCUGAGAGCACAGACUACACAGUGCUCCUGCAGGCAGCCCAGGACACGGACCGGAGCAGCCUCACCUCUGCCACCUUCACCACAGGGGGCCGGGUGUUUCCUCAUCCUCAAGACUGUGCCCAGCAUUUGAUGAAUGGAGACACUCUGAGUGGGGUCUACACCAUCUUCCUCAACGGAGAGCUAAGCCGGAAGUUACAGGUGUACUGCGAUAUGACCACCGACGGGGGUGGCUGGAUUGUGUUCCAGAGGCGGCAGAAUGGCCAAACUGAUUUUUUCCGGAAAUGGGCUGAGUACCGUGUUGGCUUCGGGAACCUGGAGGAUGAGUUUUGGCUGGGGCUGGACAACAUACACAGGAUCACAUUCCAGGGCCGCUAUGAGCUGCGCGUGGACAUGCGCGACGGCCAGGAGGCCGCCUUCGCCUACUACGACAAGUUCUCUGUGGAGGACAGCAGAAACCUAUUCAAACUGCGCCUGGGAGUCUACAACGGCACCGCAGGGGACUCCCUCAGCUAUCACCAGGGACGCCCUUUCUCCACAGAGGACAGAGACAAUGAUGUCGCAGUUACCAACUGUGCCAUGUCAUACAAGGGGGCCUGGUGGUACAAGAACUGCCACCGGACCAACCUCAAUGGGAAAUACGGAGAGUCCAGGCACAGUCAGGGGAUCAACUGGUACCAUUGGAAAGGCCACGAGUUCUCCAUCCCUUUUGUGGAAAUGAAGAUGCGCCCCUACAACCACCGCCUCACAGCAGGGAGGAAACGGCGGUCCCUGCAGUUCUGAGCAGCGGGCGGCCGCGGGCCAACUGACCUUUUCUGUCAUCUGUUUGUAUUUUAUAAUAUGGAACAAGGGGUGGGGGGUACGAGUAAUGUGCUUUGCAACAUGUUAAGGGUGUUUGAGGAAGCAGGCCGCCGCUGCGUGUGGUUUCUGCUGCCCCGGGCCCGGCCCUGGGCCUCCAUUCUCCCUCCCAGCCAGUCAUCCUUCACCUUCCCCUCUGCCCACCGAGGAGGGAAAGUGUGACAUUGGAAGACCAAUUUAAAGACAAGUUAGAUUGCUAAGGCAAAGGGCCUUCUUUACCUGCCUUCCUAGGAGUUGUCCUUCACUCCCGGGUGUUUGUGCUCUGGUCGUGGCCUUGGAUGGCCGGGUAUCUCACACCAGCCCACGGAAGAAGCCACCGCAAAAGAGCUCUGCCAGCAGCUCCCCGUAAGAGGAGGUAGAUGAAUCUCACCGCAUCCCAAUAGCCCAAGGCCUUUUCAAUGGGCCAGAGAUUCUCGUCUUCUGACACUCUUAUGUGCCAAGUGUCCUACUCCCUUCUAAGAUCGGUGGCCUCUUUUCCAGCCCCAAUCAGUCCUGUGCCUACUGCCCUCUGACACUUAGACCCCACGGCCCCACAAGCCCAGCCACUGUUUGUUCUAGACUCUGGUUCCCAAGGCAUUGCCCACACCUGGCCCUGGGCUGCCAGGGUCUUAAGUCACUGCCCCCUGUUUCAAGUCAGACAGACAGCAAUUUUUUUUGCAGGUGAAAGGGGGAGAUGGUUGAGGAUUUAGUGCUUUGGGGUCACACAGUGAGGAAGAGGCAAAAGAAGUAGAAAUCAAGGCAUCUGCCAUUUGAGAUUGCAGGUCCCGUGGGAAACACAGAUCCUAUCUAGCUCUGUUUUCUUAUUUCUGGCCCUAUUUGUCAUGGAUUUUUUUUUUUCUGAAUUGCAAACGGAAGGCCUCAUUUCCAUCUUCAGCCAGGCUCAACCUUAAUGUGGGCGGCUUAAUAAGGAUCAGAAGAAGAAGUUAUAGGACCAGCCAGCCAUUCCCCUGACUGGUAAUUCCUGGAAAAAGGUGAAAUUCAAGGGGAGUGGGGUUGUUUUGGUUUCUUUCUCUUUUUUGGUCCUGUGGGAAAUAGGAAUGACCUCUUUAAUGAGUUGACAUUAUGAGAAGCCUCUCUCCAUCUUCUUUUAUUAUUCUGCCUUUGAGAGGAAAAAUGAAAAGUGCCAGAGGAAAUUACAUCUGGAAAUCCAAAGGUGAAGAGGGGAGGACUGGGGGCCCACCUCCCAUUUUAUGAGAUGUGCUUCUCUUCACUCCCAUGAUUUGAUUUUUAAGCCCAAGAGAGAUGGAGGCUCAAGAAAUCAUGACCCCUCAACUUCUCCAAAUCAAAUGUCAGCCACUGCCGUCCCUGUAGCAUCCGCCAAAAUCCACGCCCAGCACCCCCACCCCCGCUGCCUUCCCCCUUUCCUCUUCUUUUCCUCAAGACCCCAGCUCUGUUUCCUGCAGUGCCCACAUUCAGCCAAACUAGGGCAUCUUGUUCCUCUCCCAACCGGUUGCUGGAAGAGCCUGAGAGUUAGCAUCUUGCUAAUGGAAACAACUACAUUGUCACCAAGCUCUGAUCACCAGGAGAGGACAGCCCCUCGGGCUGCUGAUCACGCUCCUGGUGCUGUGAGGAUGAAGUCAGCUGCCACCAGCCGCUGGUACCUCCCUGAGCAGGCCUCUGAGGCCUCACGAGCUGCUCCGUGUGCAUGUGACCGACAAACCCGGUGCUGAGAAAUGGGAGUCCCAGGGCCGUUUCUCAGUUCAGCAUGGGUUUUGAAAAGAACUAGGGGGAGGAGGAAGAAAGAGAAUCGUUUCCAGAAACCCACAAAUUAAAUGAGAUUCAGCUAGAGAGUGGGGACACCAGUGAUAGUUGGGAGCUCACCAAAAGGAAGCUGGGAGCUGAGGUAGAGGCCCAUCUCUGCAAUUUUGUUGGCUCUGUGAUAGGUAUCAGGGAGGUUGUUUUCUCUCUCUGGGCCUCAGUUUCCUCUCCUGUUGAAUCAAAGCUUGGACUAGAAUGGUUACUAACUUCCCUUUUGGUUUUGAUGUCAGUAAUGCUAGUUUCUGAUCUGAAAAUUUAAGUAAAACUGGGCCUUGAUGAGAGAGCACAAUUAAGUAGUGAAAAUUCAUCAGAAAUCCUUUUAUUAGAAAGAAGGAAGGAAGGAAGGAAGGAAGGAAGGAAGGAAGGAAGGAAGGAAGGAAGGAAGGAAUAUUGGUUGGUUUAGAAGUCAUAAAUAAAAAACACACACAGGAAAAAAACUUGACAGAAGAGGUAAUGCCAAGUAAGAGGCUGAGCUCAUUUUGUACAUAAAAGCAGAGCCCAGGGCCUGGGUGGUGCCCGAACAGCCUACCUCAUCCAGGGAACUGAAACAAAGAGCUUGCGAGUCCUUGUGUGGUCAAUUCAGGUGAAAGCGAAGAAGUAUCAGUGGAAACCAAAAGAUGCCUUUCAUUACAACCAUUUUACCCUAUGGAACAUUUUUAUAAAUAGUAUCAGCAGCAUUGCCUGAAUUCAUUUCAGAAACUUUUAAAGCAAGAAAGGGACUUCAAAGAUUAGCUUGUCCAACCUCCUGUAAAAGGAUGUAUAGAUUCCUUUUAUUAAGUUGAGUGAUUUUCUCACGAGCUGUCACCAUUUUCAAGAGACACUGUGCCCUGUUCUCUCCCCAAGAUCCAUGGUCAACUAAACUCAAAGCUUCUUAACUUUACUCACUGAUUCUUGCUUAUCUCUUUCCUCCACACUUACGUUCUUCCUAAGGGUGGAUCCAAUAAGCAAUACUCACAAGGCGCUCACCUAGGCACACCAGUUUCCCUCAAAGGACUCUCAAGGAAUAGAAUUGGACCCUGCCCAGAGGCUAUUUAACUGCAGGAUUAUGAUUUAAUCCCACUCCUAAUUAUAGGCACCUGAAACAGACUCACUGCCUAGAUCCAAGAUCCAGACAGUUUUUCCUUUUCGCAUUUCCCCAUCAGAUAAAGAUAGUUCCCGGCAGAGUAACUCCCAUGCUUCAGGAUUCUUUCUGGAAGGUCAAGGAGGUGAGUUUAAAAUGAGGGGCAGGGGCAGUGGGAGGAAGGGGGGGUAGAAAACGAAUCUGUGGGAAACUCCUGCCUUCUCACUGGAUUUAACUGGAGGAGGGAGACUUGCUAAGUGUGGCCACAAGGUGGCGAUCACCACCCCCAGCCACAACCUAUGAAACGUGGGCGUUGAGGACAGCAAGCUUUGGGGUUUCCAGGAGAACCCACACCAAACCAAGAUUCAAGAAACCUCAAAACUGAUUUUCACAGGAGAUUGAAUUGUAAAAGAAGAAGAGGAACAAAAAUGUCAGCAAGGAAGUGCAGAGCAAACUUCCACAAAUAGUUAAACCCACAUACCUAGCCCUUCACCGACUGGUUCCCCCACUCAGCAGCUUGUGAACGGGUAGGACACCUCCCACCCUCUUCCCUGGAAACCAGCCAGCUCUAUGCACACUGAACACUGUUAUUUCAAAGUCAACCCUAAAAAACCAAGGUUGCCACCAAUGAGCUCAAUGCCAAACCAAACAACCCUCAUUCCAUUUGUAAUUUGAAAAUCCCAUCUCAGAACAGAGCCAUAGAUUUCACAGGACACUAGGUCAUUAUGGAAUCUUUUUCAAAGCGCUCAUUUAAAAGCAUCAGUCGAGAAAGGGCUUAUGAGUUCCUCUUUGUCUUUUCCUCUGGAGAAAAAAUGGAACCUGGCAUCUCAGAUGCCCCAAGCUGAGGAAGCUCUAAAGUAGACUCGCCAGUGACCCAGACUUGCACGUAUUCCUAGGGCAUGAAAACAUUUUUCUUCUGUUUCUUUUAACCUCCCCCUGAAAUUUUGGCUCAGAUAGAACCGCUUACUCAGGGUACGUGCUUGCUUUCUAUCAUCAGACCCCCAGUCAAUCUAAUUCCCACUUCCAUUUCUUUCCCUCCAAAGGGGGCUCUCUAUUUGCAUCUCACUGUCUAUUCCUAAAACUUUGAAAAGGAAAGAUUCAAACCUCAGUUUUGUUUCAAUAAUCCCACGGAAGAUGGAAUAAUUUGUUCACUUGCUUCAAACAGGCCAAGGCUGUGGGACCUCAGGGGCCUGGGGCAGGAGUGGUGACGUUUGGGAGUCUGCCUCUUCCACAAAGCUCCAGAUGCCAGGAAGCAGCCAACUCAGCUCCACCCAAACCUCCCUGGGUGGUCUGUCUUUCUCCAGGUGACAAUGACAGAGUUUCUGUACUCAGGAAAGGCAACACACAGGGCUUGCUUCGGGCUAUGCCUGUAGCCUCAAUCUGGCUAUACCUCUGGGUCUUUUGGCCACAUUCCUAAACAUCUUUGACUAAAUGUUUCCCCAAACCUUUGUCUCUUCCAUAACCCCACCCCAGUUGAGUCUCCCUGAACUGUAAUCCAGCAUUUCGGUACUACGAGCCAAAUGAGAAUUCACAGACCAAAUGAAACCUCCAAAAGCAAGUAGGGGGAAAGCUCUAGAGUGCUGGACAUGGGCGCGUUGUGUACAUUCAGGUUCAGUUUGAAAGAAGGCCUCUGGUUCAUCCUAAUAGUAGCCAUGUUAGAUUUGCUGGUGUCCAGUCUGUGUUCCUCAAGCCUUGAGAAAUGGCUGGGAAGAAGAAAACAUAAAAUAUAGAACACAAAAUAAAACUAAAAUAAAAUAGAAGCAGAUGGAUGGUUAGAGACUAAAAGCAAGCCUCCUAGGGAUGUACCACAGUCGAAGGACAGAAAGCAAGUGUGAGGGGCCCUGCCUUCAGUUCCGGUCUCAUCUCCCACCAGAGCGCCUGUCAGUUCACCCAUUGCACCUGAGGAGAAGCUAAGGCACCAGAGGCCUUUUUGCUGCAGAAAAUGAGAGGAGAGGGGCUCCUUUUGCUUGCUCAACCAGUCCUACCUGGACCUCACUUUUCUUUCACGGCACCCACAGCCUGAUUUGUCAUCUCUAGCAUUUCUGAUUCAUGUUUCAAGGUCACCCCUUGCCUGAAGCAUGACUUCAUUGCACCUGCAGUACUUCAUUGUCCAAAUGUCCUUGGCAAACCUCACAGUCUUUGGACAGUGUUGCAUUUUUUUCCAAACCGGAAAUCCUCACUCCCUCCCAAGCUUAAUAAGGCUGUUGCCGAGUAUCCAAAUAACACAGCUCUUGUUCCUCAGACCAGCUCUGCCCCCUCUGUUGACUUGACAAAACAGCUUCUCAUUGUCGACUGUGAGGCUGGGCUGAUGUUAAAUUUCCAGUUCGGAAACAUGUAACCCUUUUUGGUCUCACCAAAUCAGUUCUUACAGGUCCUGGCAUUGGCUUAUUGGCACUAGGGGUUCAUGGGAGACAGAGGAAGCAUUCCAGGAGCCUGGGAACACCUAAGCCACAGAGAGGGUUUGGGUCCAGAUGUACGGCCAGGAGGCAAAUGCUCAGAUGGGAACUAUUGUUUUCUUCCCAUUCCUGGUUUAGGACCCUCAGGGAUGCUCUGUAACAUCGCACCAUUGGACGCUAAUGUGCUCAACACCAUCUCCAAAAGGCAAACAUUGGGAACAUACCUUCAGAGCUAGAGAGGACUAGAGGUCAUCUAACCUGACCCUCUCAUUUCGUCCUUCUGGAAACAGAGGCUCAGAAAGGUUAGGCAACUUGCCCAAGUUCACCCAGCUAAUUAGUAACAGAGCUGAGAUCCUAAUUGGCAAAGGCCUUGUAAUAUUUCUCUUCCCAAGCAAAGACGACGAGAAAUGGCAUUUACUGCACCCCUACUACUUUCCAGGUACUAUGCUAGGAACUUUACAUAUAUUACUUCAUUAAAUCCUCACCACAACCCCAGUUCAAGUUUAAUCAUUUUAUAGAUGAGGAAGUGGAGGCACAGAAAGGUUUGGUAACAUGCCCAGAGUCACACAGCCCCUAAGGAGAGCUAUAAUCAGAAUCCCUCUAAUUCUAAUUGUUUUUGCUCCCUCAGAAGGCUGCCUCCCCUUCUACUUCUUUAGCCCCAUGGCUGCCAUCUUGGAUUUAUUCAUGUUUGUACAAAGGGGCUUCUGAUGCCACUUCCCUCAGUCUUUUAAGAAAAGAGAAUUCUUGCAUUGUUUUUGCCACAUCCUCCAGGUGACCUUGAGAUUACAUCAGGUGGAAGAAGCAUCCCGACAGCUUUUCUCUUUUCUUUUUUUUUCUCUUUUUUUUAAAUUGGGAAGUAAGAAAAAGAUUUACAGCAAGUUGGUAGCAGACAAAAAAGAACAGGACACAAGCACUAUUUCACCCAAUGGCUGCUCCUUUGGAAAUGUAGUGGCCUCUUUCCCACCCAACGUUAGAAGAGUAGAACAUUCCAGAAUCAUUCUUCUCAAGCUGGGUAGACAAGAGAGGCAAGACUGGGAAGAAUAAACAUGGCACAUAUUUCCCGGGCCAUCAGUUUCACUCCAGAAUUUGAGAGGAAAGGAGUUACAUUAUUAAUAUAUUGAAACCAAUACAGACAGUAUCAAAUGCAGAAAUCCCAUAAAUUUUUAGGCUCAAAUCAGCAGGCUACAGACUGAUUUGAGCUCUUUCUUCCCAGAUGUUCAGGGGUACAGGAUGCCCCUGUAGGGCACCAGUGAAAGCUUUGGGGACUGAGGCUCGUGAAAGGCAGAAGACUAAUGUUACUUAUUACCCUCUUCCCACUUGCUCUCACCUCUCUAGUGUGUGGGGUGGUGUGUUGGGGGGGGGGUCUCAGAGGACAGUUAGGUACUAACUCAACUUUCUUUGCCAUAUUAAGGACUUUAGAAGGAAAUUAGUACUUGGUAAGUAGUAUUUUUGGCUGCCAGGCCAAAACUCCAGAAAUGAAUGCCUUCCUCUUAAUGGAAUGCCACUUAUGUGUAAAGGAAUAGAUUUCCCCAAGAGAGAGCUCUGCAUUAUCUGGUCCCACAAACUUGAGGUUCAGUCUAGACGAGUUACUGUUAACACCACCAACCCCUCCUUCCUAUCCCUCACACACACACACAACCAUCCGGUCAUUCCACCCUCGGUUACAUUCCAGGCCCAUAGGACCCCCCCCUCCCCAGGUACCCUGAGCAAGUCACUGUGACUUUGAGGGAGCUGUUAUCUUGGGCCGGGGCAGCUGAAACCCACCCUGGUGGUCUCUAGAUCAUUGUUCUGAGAAACCAUAAACACCAAGUCCUCCAGUGCCCUUGAAUUUGAGUUUGUCGUCUUAACCUUUAACAGCCUUUUCAGGUAAAAAAUAACAACGACCAAUUUACUGACUUUGCAGCUACUUCGUGCUUGGAAAAAGCAUUUUCUUCAAAGAAAGACUGGAAGGAAGAAAGGGGAAAAAAAAGAAAAAUGGAGUACAUACUCCUCAGUCGAUGUACACUUUAAUGAACUAAAAUAAUAAUAAAAACAGAGGAAGGGAGAGGAGACACCACCUUGCCCCAUCUUUCCCGGCACUGUAGCUCAAAGACUGGAAUCUCCACUUGUUAACCAUUGUUAACUAGUAUUUUUAGUCCUGAUUGCUUUUAGCCUCUGUAUAGUUCCUUUUUUAAACACAUUUUCUAUGAGUCAAUAAAAGAUCCUGAAGGA
Messenger RNA from Suricata suricatta (meerkat), 11632 nucleotides. RefSeq names its product tenascin R (gene TNR). Gene Ontology annotation, molecular function: protein binding. Lineage: Eukaryota; Metazoa; Chordata; Mammalia; Carnivora; Herpestidae. The record is from RefSeq and is a predicted model, not a curated record. Bases 56 to 4132 code for a protein of 1358 amino acids. The transcript is spliced from 21 exons.